GGGGGAGGGGGCAGGACGCCACAUCGGAAGGGGGUGCGGGAGCCAGGAGGCAAGACACUCAUCCCAGGCCCUCUCCGCGUGUUCUCGCCAUCAAGAAGACCAACCAGCGCAAACUCAACGCCCAGCGGGCCCACGCCACACUCUCGCCCAGAGGCGCUGGGCCCAAACCCGGAGGCCCAGUAGGUGCCUCCGGAGGAGCCCUGAGGACGCCAUGCUAAAAGCCAAAAUGGCUGCCCCAAGGAUGCCCGCAGCGCGCCGCCUGUGAGGAGGGUGCCGGCCGCUGCGGGAGCGGGGGAGGGGGCGCCGGGAGCGCCGUCACCGCUCGCCAGCCCGAGCCGCUCAGGUUCUAGCUACAGACAUCCCUUGCCAUAACUUUUAUAUGAUAUUUGGAAAGGAACUGGCCAAAGGCGAAAAAAUGAUAAAGUUUUUCCUUAUGGUGAACAAGCAAGGGCAGACCCGACUGUCUAAGUACUAUGAGCAUGUAGACAUUAAUAAACGUGCACUUCUGGAAACCGAGGUCAGCAAGAGCUGUCUGUCACGAUCCAGUGAACAAUGCUCAUUCAUUGAAUACAAGGACUUUAAACUGAUCUACCGGCAAUACGCAGCUCUCUUUGUUGUGGUUGGAGUUAAUGACACUGAGAAUGAGAUGGCUAUCUAUGAAUUCAUACAUAAUUUUGUGGAAGUUUUAGAUGAGUACUUCAGCAGAGUGAGUGAACUAGAUAUACUAUUUAACUUGGAUAAAGUGCACAUCAUUUUGGAUGAGAUGGUGUUAAACGGCUGCAUUGUGGAGACUAACAGGGCGAGAAUCCUCGCCCCUCUGCUGCUUCUGGACAAGACGUCGGAAAGCUGACGACGACUAAGGGGGCACGAGUGAAGAGAAGGCCAAGGCAGACGUCACUGCCAACAGCAGCCUUCCGAGAACCGUCUCUAGCUAUCACCCUUAGUUCCCAAAGGGAAAGCAGUCCAUGUGUACAAGCAAAAUUUUUCUCUUCACAGAGCCACAGUUUUACUUGGUAACUAUAAGCUUGCUUUUCCUUCUGCAGGAACAGCGGGGUCACAGUGUGAAGAACGUGUGGCAGUUGUCUAUCAGCCAAUAAACUUGACACUGACCUGACCAUGUGA
Molecule: messenger RNA, 1122 nt
Organism: Arvicanthis niloticus (Nile rat)
Lineage: Eukaryota; Metazoa; Chordata; Mammalia; Rodentia; Muridae
Gene: Ap4s1
Product: adaptor related protein complex 4 subunit sigma 1
Biological process (GO): protein transport
Source: RefSeq, a predicted model, not a curated record